This is a messenger RNA of Lobosporangium transversale, 2418 nucleotides long. RefSeq names its product Eisosome component PIL1-domain-containing protein. Bases 70 to 2373 code for a protein of 767 amino acids. The record is from RefSeq and is a predicted model, not a curated record. Gene Ontology annotation, molecular function: lipid binding. Lineage: Eukaryota; Fungi; Mortierellomycota; Mortierellomycetes; Mortierellales; Mortierellaceae. The transcript is spliced from 4 exons. Gene Ontology annotation, cellular component: plasma membrane; eisosome filament. Gene Ontology annotation, biological process: endocytosis; eisosome assembly; negative regulation of protein kinase activity.
ACUUCUUUUGUCCUUCUCUGUCUUUCUUUUACAUAUUCUUCCUCAGACUCGGCCAUUACUGUAAUAGCAAUGGAUCUGCUCAACAUUCGAUCCCAUUUACAUGAAGGUGCCCGCUAUGCUGCGGGCUCGUUCCUGACACCACUGACGAAUGCCAUUGGUGAGCAAAGAAGGCUAGUCGAAAGUCUCGGCGUUGUCUCUAAAGUCAGAGUAGAAGAAUGUAAACACAUGAUGACAUGGGCAAAGUAUCAGACUGAUGACUUGGGAGAUGUCCUACUCAAGCUGAAUUUACUUAUCCGUAAGAUCAGUGACUAUGAAAUCCGAUUUGGAAUACAAUACGAGCAGUUUCGUGAAAAGAUAAAGUUCCUCAGGACAAAGGAUGACACUCUUUGUGAGAUGGGGCGUCUCCAGACGGAUUUGCAGAGUAAACUCAAGGAAGCAUCCAAGAGUAAAUUGCGGAAUGCCAAAGCUAUGUUGUUGCAAAAGGAACAGGAAGAAAGCAAGAUCAAGAGCGAAAUUACAACAAACCAGCUUCAACAACUCAAACGUAAAAUGAUUAAGGAUGCCUAUACGGAUCAGCUGAAUGCAAUCAUCGAACUGGGUAAAAAAAUGCAAAUCAUUGGCGAGCAUGGAAAACAAUUACUGGAUCAUAUUGAUUUAGACGGCGUAAAAGAGCCUUAUAACGAAGGGAACGAGACAGAGGACAUCCUCCAAGCUGCGCGUAUUGCACUUGAGAAUUGGAAUCUUCUUUUAACGGAUACAGUCGCUAAUCCACCACUUCCAGCUGUUUUGCUUUCCGGAGCGUUUGCUGACUCUUCUAAUAACGACCGGAAAGCAAAGGCGUCUGUUGCGGUAACAACAGAUGCACCACCUCUUCCGCCUCGAUCACCUUCUGUGCCUGGGACACCAGAGCGCGAAAGAGAGAAUAUAAAUGCUGAGCAAUCUGAGGAGGAGAGGCUUCGACACCUCGAAGAACAAGCAAUUAAACAAGCCCUAGAGUUCAGCCUCGCCACAACAACAUCAAAAGUUGUUCAAGGCAAGGACAUUGAUGAUUUGAAUUUGACUGCCGAGGAGCUUCGCUUUAUCAUGGACAGCACGACACCUGAAAAGACAGCAUCGAUCAUUAAACACCAAGGAGGUAGUGCAGCAGACAACUCAGCUAAGGCUGGAAAAGAGAAUGAGUUGAUUGCUGCCAAGGCUGCUGGCGUGCCCAAAGUGAUUAGGAAUUCACAAUCUGUUGAGACAGAGAGUCGCGCUCAAUCUCAACAAGGGCCUCGGCCUUGGGUUUCCAUGAGAAAGCCCAAAAAAGGAGAAGAAGUGCCUGUGGAAGAACUUGGAAAUCCAUCGAGAGUACCAGAGACUAUGGGCGAUAGCCAGGCAGAGACACCAUUGAGUAAAAAGCCAGUGAAGCCAAGUGAACACACAAAGGUCAUGGAGAGCUUGGGUAGAGAAGAAGAGCAACCACUUGAGGGCACAGUCAAUGGACCUACGGCGGUCCCAGAAAGUAUGGGUUAUGACGAGGCUCCUUAUGAGCCUGUGUCUCAAGUACCAGCAUUGGACAAAAGCUGGCGUCAAGAGAUUCAAACCAACCAGCAACAACAACAACAGCAACAUGAGUUAUUAUCUCCAUUCCCACUUUCACCAGAACUCCAGUAUCUUCAAGUUAGUUCGCCGCAAAUGCCUCACCAAUUCUCUCCACAGGGUUCUUCUGGUACUUUGCGCGUGAGUAAUAGCCCACCGUCUUCAGGAUCUGCCAUGAUUAAUAAUUUUCAGUCUCCUACCCCUUACCAGCCUACCACUAAAUAUAUUCCCAACGCGAACAAGCAAAAGAAUCGUCUCUCAGGCACAACCUUGUCAGAUCAAUAUGAAGGAGCCCAGCAAUCUCAAUUGGCCGACCAAAAGGCUUAUCAGUUAGCCCAUCAACAAUCAUACAAGGACUGGAACGACCGUUUACAGAAGCUGCAGAGGCAACAAGAGCAUCAAGAACAAAAUAAACAUCAUUACGAUACUUCACACUCACGUGCAAGUUCAAAGUCCAGCCAACAUCUGUCGGAACAGAGACAACAUCAACGCAACUUGAUGCUCCAACAACAACAGCAGCUACAAGAAUUCUAUUAUACCCCGAAUGAGCAAGAGUACCAGAAGCAACAGAUCAAACAAUUUCAGCAGCAAAACCCUGGAGCAGCGCCGCCUCAGCACACGGCCUGGAACUGGAGCUAUCCUGUUUUUAAUGCAGACGCAGAUUACCGAUAUAAGGAGGAGAUCUAUUAUAAUAACGAUGGUUCCUCACCUACACCAUCACAUAUUUCACUUAUCCCAACAAAUAGUGCGCCAAGCACGCCAACGAACGAAUAUGCUUAUAAAGUGGAAUUGUAGCUUUUGCGUAAUUCAGCAUAUUUUAAUAAAAAAGAAAAGAAAAGU